CGAGGCUGCCGGGAAGUGUAGUGCCGUUGGCGCCCCUCGGGCUGACAGGAACUCGGUUUCCCGGCAGCCGGGCGGGCUGGGCGAGCUAAGAAACGCGAUCAGCGCGCAGCCCAGGGAGGGGCGUGGUUUGGGGAUCGAUCUCGGAGGUCGGGCGCGGCAGCUCUCCCAGCCGGCUCUCCGAUGCUCUCCUCCAGCCUGCUGGCGCUCGGCCGUGCCCUCCGCUGCCCAGCCUUCCCGGCCGGACGCGCGGCGCUGAGCGGGUCGGCCAUGGAGAAGCCCGUGGAGUCGGGCAUCCGGGCCAAGCUGCAGGCGGCCCUCGAGCCCCUCCACCUGGAGGUCAUCAAUGACAGCCACCUGCACGCCGUGCCGCGCGGAUCGGAGACCCACUUCCGGGUGGUGGUGGCCAGCCGGCGCUUCGAGGGCCUCUCGCUCAUCCAUCGGCACCGCCUGGUCAACGACCUCCUCCAGGAAGAGCUAGCCGGCCCCGUCCACUCGCUCUCCAUCCAGGCCAAGACCCCGCAGCAGUGGGAGAAGGGCGCGCACGUCGGCCAGAGCCCCCGGUGCCUGGGAGGGGCCAAGCACGACCCGUCCGCAGCCGGCAAGUUGGGGAAGAAGGGGCUCACUCAAGCCGGGCCGGAGGGCCCGGGGGGGCUCUGACUUCCAGGCCUCCUUCCGAUUUGAGCUGCCCAGAGCAGCCCUUGGUGCCCCUGCCAGGUCAGUGCCGGUCCGGCUUGCUCCCCUGCCUGGUGUCUGCGGAAGUGUAUUAAAUGCCUUGGGCUUUCC
Messenger RNA from Crotalus tigris (Tiger rattlesnake), 783 nucleotides. RefSeq names its product bolA family member 1 (gene BOLA1). Gene Ontology annotation, cellular component: mitochondrion. The transcript has 2 exons. NCBI's taxonomy places the organism in Eukaryota, Metazoa, Chordata, Lepidosauria, Squamata, Viperidae. The record is from RefSeq and is a predicted model, not a curated record. The coding region runs from base 181 to 657 and encodes 158 amino acids.